GCAGCCAGUCGGGUCUUCAGAGUCUGUGAGCUGUGAAUUUUGAUAUUUUAACACUAGUUUAAAACUGUAAUGAUCAUCUUGGAUUUUCUGUUUAAAAGCUAAAGAGAAAAUGACGAACAAAGACGGCGAUAAAAGCCUGAAGACUGCACUCCGCAGCCAGAAACAAGCCAGGGCGCACCAGGAGAAGAAGGAUCCAUCCUCCAAUGAUGGGUCCUAUUCAAAGGAGGUACAAUUCACGGGUCAGUGCGACCCUGUGAAGGAGGUGAAAACUCCGGGACCGCAGGGAAAGAGAGCAGGGAAAGUGUCAUCAGGUGUCAGCUCCGAGUGCCAGAGGAGCCCCGGCGCACAGAGGAAACUCUCCGACGCCAGCAACGCUUCAGAGGAUUUGAGCAAAGACUCCGGCUGCCUGUCGGGGAAACUGUCCUCCUCGGACAGCAGCUCGGAAAUCUCUGACUGCCCGUCGGACGGUAACAAGCACGACUCUGACUUAAGCUGGAUAGACGGCAAAGCUUACGUGACCCCGGAUAGCGAGGGCGCAAGCGACGGCAAACCGUGCGCAAAAGCGGCGAGAGAUAUCUGCGCUCUCCAGGCCGAGGCUGCCGCAGGGGGCUUCAGUUUGUUCAACUCCUCGGGGGCGUUUAUGAAUCUUAUGAUGGGGGAAACAACCGAAGACCUCGUCAGGGAAGUGGAAGAUCUGAGAUCAGAGAACGAGUAUUUGAAAGACGAGGUGGAGGAGCUACGCUGUGAGAUGCUGGAAAUGCGUGACAUGUUCCAGGAGGAGGAGAUUUACCAGCUGCAGGAGCUGCGGCUGCAGCUGGAGCAGGCCAACAAGACGUGUCGCAUCCUGCAGUACCGCCUCCGCAAGGCAGAGCGCCGCAGCAUCCGAGUGGCUCAGACCGGACAGGUGGACGGGGAGUUGGUCCGGAGCCUGGAGCACGACAUUAAGGUUGCAAAGAGCGUGUCACUCCGCCUGUACAACGAGCUAGAGGCGGUGCAGAAGAAGAACUCCCACUUGGAGUGGGAAAACGAGGUGCUGCGUGAAAAGACUCAGGAACUGGAAGUGGCCAAGCAGGUUUUACAGACUGAGCUGGAUAAAACCAGAGAGAGCUCUUUGAAGAGGAAAAGCAUCAGAUCAACAGCCAGCAGGGCAGAGAAGAGGCUCUCUCAGCAGAUUGAGGAUGACAGCGCCGAUCUCAAGUGCCAACUCCACUUUGCCAAAGAGGAAUUAGCUCUCAUGUGCAAGAAGCUCACCAAAUUGGUAUCAGAGAGUGAGGUGAUGCGCGAGGAGCUGGCCAAAUACCGCUCAGCCUACGGUGACGUGGACGCCGCCCAAUCACCUGAAGGAAAGCAAAGCUACGCCCACGCCAGGGAGGCGGAGGUCAAAGUUCAUCUUAAACUGGUGGAAGAGGAGGCCACACUUCUGAGCCGGCGCAUCGUUGAAUUGGAGGUGGAGAACCGUGGUCUGCGAGCAGAAAUGAGCGACCUCAGGGAGAAAAUUGGAGGUGGAGGAGGAGGAGGAGGGGAAGAGCAGGAUGAAGAGAAUCGGGAUGUUUUGGAGGGAAAUAUGUCAGCGAGUGUUGCGAUGAAGGAAACCGAUGGAAAGGAGAAAAGUAUAAAAAUGGGACCCGUGAUGUACGAGCGGGGUCAGGAUGAAGGGUCCGAGAAAAGAAAAGGCGAUGAGGAGACUGAAAAGAUGAUCACUCGAGAGGGUCCCGUGGGAGGCGAGUGGGAUCCCUCAGACAGUCAAGAGAGUAAUGACAACAAAAAACUCCAAGAGAUGACUUUGAAGGACUAUGAAGCUCUGCUUGCUCUCAGAGACCAUGCCUGCAUUUUGAGUUCAGCCAUACAGCUCCUGAUUACAUCACCCAAAAAUGGCCACAGCUCGUCUCCCUCGCGCACGUUCGCCUCGCCAAUAGACUGUAACGGAAAGGCACAGAAGAUUUCUCUGAACGAGGCUUUGGAACUUUUAGAGGCGAUGCUAUUGGCUUUCAUCGGGCGGGUGGAGAUGCUUCUAACAGCCAAAGAUACACAGUUAAACUCAGUUAAGAAGGAGGUCUGGGAGUCCUACAGUUUCCCUUUCCUCUGUGGAAAUCCUGACGUGGAGUCAGAGAGUAAGCAGGAGUGUGGAGAGCCAAAGAAGACAGAAAAACAAAUGAGGAAAGCACCUUCUGUUCAACGGGGCCUCGGUGAGAAGUGCAGGGAUCCAAAAACGCAACUUUUAUUGCAGAUUCUUUGGAUCCUUCAUCAGUGGUGUCAAGUCAAAGGACCUGACAUGGAAGGAAAACAGGAUAGAGAGAAAGCGAUGUCAGUGCUGAAAGGAUUGUUGCAAGACCUCGCUGCAGAGCUUCAGGAUGAGCGGAUUGAAUGUGACAGUGAGGCCAAGGCCACGCCGGGCAAGCCAGCUGAGUGUCGUGUUGGUGGUGUUUUUCAAUAUGGUCGACACCGUGAAGCUGACAGAACCUGCAGCUCGACAGGAAAAAGACUCAGACGGCAGUUUCCUCCGUGCAGCUCUCAGAGGAAGAACUGGUGCUAUUUGAACCAAGAGGCUGCCCAGCUUGACCGAGAGGACCCGGUUAAGACGUGGGACCAUCUAAUCAUGCCGCUUAGCUUCCCUGAUCUUGACUUUGAGCAGAUGUCCUUGGACAGAAGCCAUACUGCUCCAGAGAAGUCUACCGUCCGCAUCUACUACAGCCCCCCGUCGGCCCGCAGAGUCCAGCUGGCUCAGCUGAAGCAAAGCCCAGACAGAGGAUCCGUGGACGCGCCCUCUCCCUGGUGCACGCCGCCAACCUCCUUCUCACAGCUCUGUCUGGGCUCAUCUGCCAAUCUGAGCGAUGACAUGAAGGAAAUGACAGCCGGCUGGAGGCAGAAGCGUCAAGACAGCCCACAGGAAAAGAGAGAAAGAUUAGCAGGCCGGGGAUGGGUGGAUGUGUCCUGCUCCGGUACUCAGACCCACAUGAAACCAGAGAUGGUGAGUGUUAGUCAGCAGACAGAUGCGACUCAGGGGUUGAGCACCACGAGAAGCAGUCCUUCUCGGGCCCUGAACUCCCCUCUGGUCUCUGCCCGCUCUCACCACAUCUCUGCCUCACUGGAGGGCAUAACAGGCCGAGUGGAGAGGUCCAGACACUCCACCUCCUCGCCUAAACUGUACCGAAGACAGUCUCUCCCCUCUCCCUCCAAUCUGAGCUCCCCCUCCUCUGCAUCUACCUCUAGAGAUCGACCUCUGUGGAACCUGGCACAUCAAAAUCAGUCCGCCCUCGCGUGGACUCGACAAACCAGCUCCCGAGCAGGUGCUGGGCAGAGCCACGGCUCCCUGAGCAACGCCAAGCUGCCUGCCAAGUCCACCGGAGCCAACCGGUACGGCUUGGUGACAGAGUUCCUGCGUAGGGUGAGCGGGCGGGCAGACAAACCAGUGCCGGGGUCAGGGCAGAAAGCUAAAAGUAGCACGAGGAACCUGGAACGUGUUCCAACGAGGCCUCCCGCCGCCCCGCUCAACAGGAACGACAGCGUGACCAGGAUCGUUAACCAGAGGUUCAUGAAGCAGAGAGAGGAGGCCACCAAAGUCCAGAAGGAGGAGAAGGGAAGCAGCCUGAACCAGGGUGUCAAAAAUGGCCUGAACGCCAUCACAGCAGAGGAGAGGAGCUACGAGUGCAGCUCCAGCAGCACGCUCACCUUCUGCUUCGCCCGUCCAUCUCGCUCCACGCAGAAACAAACAUCAAACCCGACCAAACUCCAAAGGCACAGGUACUCGCCUCCGGUCAGAGCAGCUGCAGACUCCACCUGCAGCUGAACAUGAUGGGAAACGGCAGCUUUCACACUGACACCACAGACAAAUUUAGUCUGUAGGCUCGAAAAUGUAAAUUCAGCUUUUCGUGGGAUGUUUAGGAGAGCUUUGAGAAAACUCAUAGAGCUUUUGGUGCAAUUAAAGUCACUCAUCUUCUUUCACAGAUGGGCUUAACCCUUAAUUCACUUGCUUAUAAUUAAUUUUGUAAUAUCUUUACUGUAUUUUGUAGAUAAUAACUUUAUG
Messenger RNA from Pelmatolapia mariae (spotted tilapia), 4024 nucleotides. Its product is annotated as microtubule cross-linking factor 2. The transcript has 9 exons. Gene Ontology annotation, biological process: regulation of autophagy. The record is from RefSeq and is a predicted model, not a curated record. NCBI's taxonomy places the organism in Eukaryota, Metazoa, Chordata, Actinopteri, Cichliformes, Cichlidae. Bases 110 to 3787 code for a protein of 1225 amino acids.